This is a messenger RNA of Pocillopora verrucosa, 1218 nucleotides long. Lineage: Eukaryota; Metazoa; Cnidaria; Anthozoa; Scleractinia; Pocilloporidae. The record is from RefSeq and is a predicted model, not a curated record.
CUCGGAUUUACUCUUGACGUUUCACUGCGGAUUCCAUUUGGUGACACGACACAUGAAGUAUGCACGGAGGGGUAAUACUUUCGGCCUGUAAUACUUUCGGCCUGUAAUACUUUCGGGUGCAAACUUCGUUCCUCAGGGGAAUAAUCUAUCCAAUCGGAUACGAGGAAAGGACAAAGGAAAGAGGUCGUGGCGAACUACCGAUUUCCGGGAAGACUCGGAACCAAUCAAAUCUGAGAAAAGGACAAAGUCAAAUCCGUCAAACCAUGUGCUUUCGUAAAACGUUUGGGUUGCAUCGUAUCGUCCUGAUUUCGUUCGUCAAGCCAGGGUGUAUUAUUGCUUGCAAGGCAAUGGAAGAACAAAAAGAAGAGAUUGUUGGUUUCUUACACAAUGUGUCUCCAACUAAAAAAAGUAGCAAGACAUCUUACUUUGACAUGUCCAUACAAACCACCGAUGGCUUAGUAAGAGGAGUCUGCUUCUCCGGAAGUAAACAGGAACACUUUGAUCAAAUGAGCAAAAGGAAAUCUCCAAUAAAACUUCGAAAUUUUAGAAUUGAAAGAGCAGGAGAUGCAACCACAGUACUGAUGAAUAACAAUGUACUGUUAGAGCCUACAAAAGAAAUACCUUUUUCAAGAAUUGAGUUGCCAAGUGCCAACAAUAUCCAAUCAAUUUCAGCUGCAAACACAAAUCAAAGUAUCACCAUCACAAAAAAGCCAAACUUAUUCAGAUGUCAUCAACAAAAAAAGUGAAGACAGAGGAUGGUGAAAAAAAAAAGUUGUUUGCCUAUCUUGUGGACCCACAUGGAGCCAUUAAGGUGACACUUUGGGAACAAUUCUGUGGAUCUCAUUAAUCCUGCUGAUUAUUUCUGUUGCGUUACAUUUCUGAUACAUUUCAUUUCAAUUAAAAGACAAACACUUCAAAAUACUUUUAAAAGUAUAUUCACCUAUUAGUUACUUGAACACAACAAUGUAAAUAUACUAACUUUGUUUUACCUAUGUUUUGUUCCAAAUUGAUUGCAUAUUACCAUUAAAUGAAAAACAUAAUGAUUUCCUAGGAAUUAUUACAACCAGAGACUUUUUCUUGCUUUGCAAAACUGCUACUGCGUUUGCAUUACAGUUGUCUUGUGUUACAAAGACUUCAGAUACUAUUCAAUUUUGUUAAAAACUAUUGGCUGUUGUAUUUCAAUUCUUUGAUUUAAAUAUUCUGCUACAAAAUAAAAGA